GGAAGCAUGGAAGACCGGAGUCAUAGCAGCUGCGUUCUUCCUCCUAUUACAGAUCGUUGUUACUGCUGUUUACAUUCUGAAAUGCAAAAGGACACCAAACAGCUCUGCGUGAAUGUGUGUGUUGGCAGUGGGGCGGUCCCCGAGAAAGCAUGCGAAGAAGGAAGAGGAGGUGUUAAAUAUGAUGUGGCAAACGCAGAUACAACCAUACCAGCUGAAGAACCAAUUACCAUGGCUGAUCUAAUGGAGGAAUCUCAAGUCCAGCAAGAGACUGUCACCAUGACAACUCUUCAGACAGACACUGCAGCCAAAAACUCAUAAGGUCUCUGAACUUGGGUUAGAACUAAUGUUUAAAUGUUAUCACCUAUAUAGGUAUUUUUGUUUCGGUAUCUAUGUGAUUGUGGUUUACAGCUACAUAAUCCAUUAAAUGUUUUCUAUCUGUGCAAUGAUUGUGAGGAAAUAAUAAAUGCCUGUACAUCCAUUUUGUGCUGACAGAACUGUUGCUAUCCACCUCACUAUAAGAAGGUCGGAGAUGUAUAAU
Messenger RNA from Electrophorus electricus (electric eel), 538 nucleotides. Lineage: Eukaryota; Metazoa; Chordata; Actinopteri; Gymnotiformes; Gymnotidae. The record is from RefSeq and is a predicted model, not a curated record.